AUGGAAAGAGAAACUAAUGGAGAAGUGCGUUAUAUCCUUUUUGUUGAUGAGUGUGAUCAGAUUAGCAACAAUACCAUGAUUCACGACCCUAAUCGUUUGCGAUUCCUUAAAGAACUUCUAGAAGGGAAUGUAGAAAGUGCAACUUACCGCGAAGGAAGAUUAAGUAAUCCUUUAGACUUUAGUUGGACAUGGGGAGAAUUUAAGAAAUAUUUUGAUGAUGCCAAGAAUAAUCCGACUAAAUACAAAUUACCAACUUGGUUUAAAAUUCCCGAAAUGCCAAAAAGAUGGCGUGAUACCCACACUUUAGAUGAAGAGGAUAAUAAAUGA
Molecule: messenger RNA, 327 nt
Organism: Funneliformis geosporum
Lineage: Eukaryota; Fungi; Glomeromycota; Glomeromycetes; Glomerales; Glomeraceae
Source: the annotation of a GenBank genome assembly